AUGGCCACGACGAUGACACCUAACGAGUUGCAAGAGCUUGGCAAGAGAUAUUAUGGUUUCAAGGAAUAUCAAAAAGCACUGGAUGCAUUCACGGAGGGUAUCGAUGCGUCGGACAACCCCGAAGUAGACCUGAUGGACAAUCGAGCCGCUACGUUUGAGAAGCUGGAGAAUCUCGAGGCUGCGCUGCUUGACGGGAAGCGCAUGAUUCAGCUCGGAAAGAAGGACGUGCGGGGAUAUCUGCGCUCUGGGAAGGUUCUUCAGAGAAUGCAGAAACCGGAUGUCGCACUUCGAAUCUAUGAGUAUGGCCUUCGCAACGUUCCUACCAGUGACAAAAGCUACAAGUUGCUCCAAGGCAUGCAUGACAAACUGAGUGAGAAAAUUUCCCCUCCAAAGGCCAUUGAUCCAUGGACAAUUUUGCCCCCUGAGCUUGUCGAGAUAGUCAUGAACUAUCUCACGUUCAGAGAAAUGGUCAACUGUCUCCGCGUCUCUAAUCGAUGGUUCAAGUUCCUCACCACCAAUCAAGCUCUAUGGACUACACUGGACCUUUCGCACGCUCGCAGAGCUGUGAAACCUAGAUUCGUCCGCGAGUGCAUCCGGAGGUCGAAUGGCAAAAUCCGCCGUGCAAUUCUUAAUCGCCUUCCGGGCGGCGGAGCUGAUACACUGAUGCAUCUUACCACCGUCUGCAGGCACCUUCAAGAACUCGAAGUCUGGAACGGCCCAGAGGGCGGUUCCAUACUUGUUCCUCUGACGUGUGCACCUCGACUGAAGAUACUGAAACUGGACGCGAGCGUACGGCUCACGCUACAUCAGGUCGCGCAAGUACUUCGGAGCCGAACCUCUCUUCAACACGCGGAGUUCUGCUCCGUACGUGCGCGCGACCGGAUAGCUCCCUGGGGAGUGGACCUGCCGAACCUCCAAGCGCUCAGAUUAGUUGCGGCCGGUGUACAGGACAUUGCGACGUUAUGCUUGGGAGAACUCGUCAAACGAAUGCCGAAUCUUGAGGAACUGAGCUUGAUCAGCUGGAAGAAGUGCACUGCCUACAACGUGAUCGACCUUGGAACACUCCAGCUGAAAUCGCUUGAUCUGUCCGACACGGCCUACGAACAUUUCCGCCGAAUUCCAAUUUCUCUCAAGAAGAUUGCUGUCAGUGGUCCUCCGGCGGAUCCCUCCAUUCAUGGACACACGUUGCCAGUGCCGAAUGUGGUUGAGCUCUCCGUCAGCAGAUGCGGCCCUCAUGUGGAACAGAUGCUCACCGGCCUUUUGUCCAAUGGCAACGAUGAAAAUGGUAAUGUAGAUGUCGAUAUCAGUUCCCACGCGCCUAUCAAGAAGCUAUUGCUUCACGAGCUUGGAAGCCACACUCAAGGAAACCUCCGAUACAUGCUGCAGAAUCCAAGGUUCCUUCAGUUGGAACAUUUAGAUUUGAUGGAAGCGCCAUGCGUCCGGGAUGAGCUGGCCUUAUCACUACCCACCUUAUUCCCCAACCUCAAGCGACUAAGUCUAACAUGGACACGCAUCACCGGUGUUGCCGUUAAAGGUAUUGUCGAACAGCUGAAGGGCCGGCUUGAAUACCUGUGCGUAGACAAUUCUCUUGACACCACGUCGGACGCCAUCGAUUGGGCGAGGGCCCAGGGAGUGGACGUUUCCAACAGAAAGACCACGGCUGGAAAUCAGCGUCGGAAGAUGCGCGAGGCUUGGUAG
Messenger RNA from Coniosporium apollinis CBS 100218, 1698 nucleotides. RefSeq lists its product as uncharacterized. Gene Ontology annotation, molecular function: Hsp90 protein binding. The transcript is spliced from 6 exons. NCBI's taxonomy places the organism in Eukaryota, Fungi, Ascomycota, Dothideomycetes. The record is from RefSeq and is a predicted model, not a curated record. The coding region runs from base 1 to 1698 and encodes 565 amino acids.